Messenger RNA from Penicillium pulvis, 1077 nucleotides. RefSeq names its product ATG3/ATG10 family protein. Gene Ontology annotation, molecular function: Atg8-family ligase activity. The record is from RefSeq and is a predicted model, not a curated record. Bases 1 to 1077 code for a protein of 358 amino acids. Gene Ontology annotation, biological process: autophagosome assembly; autophagy of mitochondrion; nucleophagy. Gene Ontology annotation, cellular component: cytoplasmic ubiquitin ligase complex; cytosol. The transcript has 2 exons. NCBI's taxonomy places the organism in Eukaryota, Fungi, Ascomycota, Eurotiomycetes, Eurotiales, Aspergillaceae.
AUGAAUAUCCUACAUUCAACACUAUCAACCUGGCGGGAUCGUCUAGCCCCAGUUUCCCGAACGUCUACCUUUCGUGCUUCGGGCCAAAUCACUCCAGAGGAGUUCGUUCUUGCCGGCGACUACCUUGUCUACAAGUUCCCCACAUGGUCUUGGGGUGAUGCCUCCAGCCCAGCAAAACGUGUCUCCUACCUCCCCGCUGGAAAGCAGUUUCUCGUUACACGUGGAGUACCAUGUGAGCGUCGACUGAACGACAACUUUGCCGGUGACGCAGGCCACGAAGACGAGAUCGUGAGGGAUAUGCUCUCUGGUGCAGGCGAGGAGGGCCCAGCGGGCGACGACGGCGAUGAUGGGUGGCUCCGAACCGGAGGAGGCCCCGACCGGAAUCAACAGGAGGCUAGGAUCCGAGAUGUGCGGACGGUUGACGAGUCUGGGAACUUGGGAGAGCAAGAGGAUGAGGAGGAGAUUCCCGAUAUGGAGGAUGACGAUGACGACGAGGAGGCGAUUAUUCGCGAGCCGGCGGGACAGUCUGGAACAACGCAAUCCAUGCGUACCUAUACUCUAUACAUCACCUAUUCUAACUUCUAUCGCACACCCCGCCUCUACCUAUCUGGAUACCUAUCCCCCUCUGAACCACUUCCACCUCACUUGAUGAUGGAGGACAUCGUCGGGGACUACAAGGAUAAAACAGUGACUCUGGAGGACUUCCCUUGGUUCGAAGGCAGUGUGAAAAUGGCCACCGUGCACCCAUGUCGUCAUGCCUCAGUGAUGAAGACACUACUUGACCGCGCCGACGCAGCACUCAAGCGCCGACGCGACAAGCUGAAGCAAACGCAAUCCCCUGAAGAGGCGAACCGCAUUCUACACGGAAGUGGAGACGGUCUGGAAGGUCUGGUGGAUGAUACGAAGGGCAUGUCUCUCGGCGAGAACCAACAGGCUGGCGGUGAUGAGUGGGAGGUUCUUCAGCAUGAUGAAGAAGAGCAAGUUGCUAUCCGAGUGGAUCAGUACCUGGUCGUGUUCCUCAAAUUCAUUGCUAGCGUUACACCGGGCAUUGAGCAUGACUUUACGAUGGGGGUAUAA